AUGGCCCCGACAGUCACCUCAAUUCAACCUCGUUACAUCAAGGACGGUUCAGAGGCCAUCACUGCCUUAUCAUUCUCUAUGGACGGUCACUAUUUGGCCAGUGCUAGCAAAGACACAUACCUGCGAGUAUACGAUGUCCACGCAAACUUCAAGAAGAUUCAGAGCGAGCCCUGCUCGUCUAGCAUUAGUGCUAUUGCUUGGAAUACCCCGGACUCGUUUAUUACUGGCAAUAGUGAUGGCGAACUUUUCAUUUCGAGUUUGAAACAACGUGGUGAGAAAGCGGAGCUCAUUUAUGAGUCCUCUUCGCCCAUCAAUGCAGUCGAGCUGGACAAGACGAGGCGUAUGAUGCUGAUUUGUGCGGGAGCCUACGUCAAUGUUAUGGAACAACAAGAAGUUGCUUUUAGUUUCAAUGCUGGCUUUACAUGUUACAGUUUCAACACUAAUUCCUGGGCCAAGCUCGACAUCAGCGUUGACAGUCGGAAGCGUGCUGUCGUCGAGCUGUCUGCUCAAAGCAUCCAGGGCCACUUAGUAGUCAUUCGGACGAUCAGGGGCUUUGUACAUGAAGAGCCCUGCCGGGUUGUUCAAAUUCUUCCAGGCACUCAUUCUAUUGCUCAGGUUAAAGCUCUCGCUUACUCGGAAGAUGGCCUGAUAGCCACCGGAGAUGGAGAUCCAGGUCAAAAUGCACAUACAAAUUUCUGGACCAGCGUGAUCCUGAUCCGCUUGAUAGAAUAUUGUUCAACGACCAUUCGUACUAUUCUGGGAGAAUUUCUACGCAUAACGAUCAUACUCCUCAUCCUGGUCUUGACCCUCAAAACUCUCCCAAUCGAAACUCAAAAAUCAAUUGCGCGCGCUAUCAUAUCGGCCAUUCAACAGAACAAGCCGGAACCUGUUCACAGUGCUCAUUCCUCACGACUCUUACCACCAUAUGUACUGCAGCAUUUCCUAUCAGGUUUCCGCGACGGGUGGGAAAGAUCUUCUCUUGAUGAUGUUGUCGAACUCUCAGCUGCUCUUCAACGAGAAAUCAUCAGCAUUACUGGCACAGUAUCUCUUUCUAAAAGGGUAGGCGAGCUAUCUAUCUUCCACACCAUGAACGUCGAAGCUACUCUACUACGACCUGUUGACAAUGUGUUCUAUAUGGACCGUGUAUACGAUUUCAGCUACUUCACCAUGGAUGAUGAUGGUAUGGUAUGGGAGGUCAAUGAAAACGACGCUGAUGAGCCAGCAUAUAGACCGCAAUCAUCUCAGCCUCAGAAAGACUCAGCCGCGACGCCAGGGGCUCAGCGCGGUAGAGCUACUUCUCCGAAACCUACAGGUGGUGCAACCGUUGGAUCUGGACAUAGUGCCAGUUCUCCGCCACCAGUAUCAUUCGCAUCUGGCCGGAAAGCACCAAAGUACAGGAUCAAGCCCUCACCACCUCCUAUCAUAGGGGGAAAACUUGUUCCAGGUAGAUUACGGACUGCGCCGUUCACCUCUCGGACCAGUCAAGGCGUCACUCCGUGGUAUGAAACUCAGAGUGAUGAAGAUCUCGAGGAACCUAUGCCAGUACCAGCGCCGGCAUUGGAAGGGACGGUGUAUAUACAUCGAAACAUGAACGAUGGUUGUUAUCAAGUUUGGGUUUGGAAGUUGGGUAACAAUGGACGGAAGAGCUGGCAUCCAGUCGACCUCGAUGGAGAUGCAGUCAUACACCCGAAAAUCAGCGACAGAAUGCUCCGACUGACGCGCAACGGAAAACCUAGUUGGAUCCUAACAAGUACCCAGACUACGUACGAAUCCCGCGAGAUACAUCGCGAGCGAGCACAAUCUCGAGCGCGAUCUCAAUCUCGAGGACCCACAGUUGGUUAG
Lentinula edodes (shiitake mushroom) is the source of this 1842-nucleotide messenger RNA. RefSeq lists its product as uncharacterized. Gene Ontology annotation, molecular function: protein binding. The transcript is spliced from 11 exons. Lineage: Eukaryota; Fungi; Basidiomycota; Agaricomycetes; Agaricales; Omphalotaceae. Bases 1 to 1842 code for a protein of 613 amino acids. The record is from RefSeq and is a predicted model, not a curated record.